AUAACUUUGAGUGUUUGAGUUUCUGAAAGUGAUACUAAAUACAAAAAGAAAUUAUUUUCACAUGGCAAACAACUGUGAAAAUGUUUUUCUCAAUCAGAGUGAUUCACUUACUAGUGCCUUACUCAAGUUUCAAGCAGGACCUAGUGAAAUCGGUUCUCCUAUCUCGUUUAACAUGGAAGGUCAAAACAAUCAUUUCAUGAGUGAUUCUCUAGAGAAUGGCGAAUUUCAUUCAAAAUUUGGAUUUGAUCAUCUCACCGUCACUCAUCAAUUCGAUGAUCUCAGACUCAAUUAUCCUACAAUCCAGCGAAAUAAUAUUAGAGGAAAUGAUACCAUCAUAUCACAUGGUGGUAUCACGUCCACUUAUCCUCCAAAUGGAAAAAAUACUGUUUCUCAUUGGGAUAAAUAUAAAAAAUGUUGGUCUGGCCCAAAUCAUCUUGGAUCAUCUUCACAUGGUAAUCACAUCACUAAUAAUAUGAGAAAAUAUGGAAAUAUGAAACGAGUGAAUAGAUCACCAUCCAAGACGCAAUCCAAGAAACAAAUUCGUUUUAGAUUCGCCUCAUGGACAUAUGAAGAGAAAAAAGUCAUGGACCGAGAACUAGAAAAGUUCACCUCUUUACCUGUUCUAAAUAUUUGUAAGAAGAUUGCAAUUAUGUUACCGAGAAAAUCUAUUCGAGAUGUUGCCAUGCGAAUCGAGUGGUUGAUCAAUCAUCGAAAAUUAGACAACAUCUGGUUUUUGGAUAAACCUUCAGUCGAGGGAGAUUUAAGUGAUUUUGAUUUUUAUAUGCCAGACAACCCUAAUGAUCGAGAUCUCCUCGCCAUUCGGAACAAGUUUGGUGCUGGAGUUGUUAAGGGUAGCCGCCUCUAAAUUCGAGACAUCGCAUAGUUAACGCGAACAAUGUCAAUGUGUGUGUGGACACACAUGUGUGUGUUUUUUCUAAAAUAAGGGAUUUUCAUCAAAUAAUUAUGCAUCAGUUCCGUUUUUGUGAAAAUAAUAAUUUAUAAGUGUUUUUUAUAUGUUGAUGUGUGUAAUGUGUAACAUAGCAAAGCACUAUGUAAUGUAUAAUUUGAAUAUGAUUGUUCCUAAUUUAUUAUUUUGGCACCUAUUAAUAAAUAG
This is a messenger RNA of Daucus carota subsp. sativus, 1114 nucleotides long. RefSeq lists its product as uncharacterized. NCBI's taxonomy places the organism in Eukaryota, Viridiplantae, Streptophyta, Magnoliopsida, Apiales, Apiaceae. Bases 62 to 865 code for a protein of 267 amino acids. The transcript is spliced from 5 exons. The record is from RefSeq and is a predicted model, not a curated record.